This is a messenger RNA of Daldinia decipiens, 525 nucleotides long. Its product is annotated as signal recognition particle 9 kDa protein-domain-containing protein. Gene Ontology annotation, biological process: SRP-dependent cotranslational protein targeting to membrane. The transcript has 2 exons. The record is from RefSeq and is a predicted model, not a curated record. Lineage: Eukaryota; Fungi; Ascomycota; Sordariomycetes; Xylariales; Hypoxylaceae. Bases 1 to 525 code for a protein of 174 amino acids. Gene Ontology annotation, cellular component: signal recognition particle, endoplasmic reticulum targeting.
AUGCCAUACUUCGCCACGAGCCAGGAAUGGCUGCACCAGUCUUCACUCCUCCUUGAAGCGCGGCCAACAACUACACGCAUCACAACCAAAUACCACAUCAGCAAGCCCAAGCCCCGCCGCGCCAAAAAAGCGCCGACCUCCUCCUCCUCCCCCCCCACAACCGACACCGCUCCCGCCGCGCCCCGCGGCUCCCUCACCCUCAAGACCUACGACCCGCACUCCGGCGCCUGUCUCAAGUACCGCACGACCAAGGCCGCCGAAGUAUCGCGCCUGAUCCAGAGCCUGGGCCGCCCGCUGGCCGCGCGCAUGGCCGCGCUGCCCCUGCCCGAGGCCGCCGACGAGGUCAUGGCCGAUGCGCCGCUUGCGGCGGGGACCCCGGCGGACGAGAAGAGGGCGGAGGAUGUGGGGGGGCCUGCGCUGCCGGAAGGGAGUACAGGUGGUGGAAAGGCGCCGGGACAGGCACAGGGACAAGCGGGAGGAGGUGGUGGUGGUGGGAAGGGGAAGAAGAAGCGUGGGAAGAAGUGA